Messenger RNA from Brienomyrus brachyistius, 4177 nucleotides. It is a transcript of the gene impg2a, whose product is annotated as interphotoreceptor matrix proteoglycan 2a. The record is from RefSeq and is a predicted model, not a curated record. Lineage: Eukaryota; Metazoa; Chordata; Actinopteri; Osteoglossiformes; Mormyridae. Gene Ontology annotation, molecular function: heparin binding; hyaluronic acid binding. Gene Ontology annotation, biological process: visual perception.
AUAACAGAUGAUUCAUGGUUAAAUUUCAUGCUAAAGAGUGAGAGAGAGUUGUGAAAGAAGUUUAAAACGCUCUUUCGGUUUUUUAAAAAUAGUUUUAUAGAUUGUUUUUAGAGAGACUGGCGAACAGUACAGCCUAUAAAAGAGAACGUGGACACGCCCUAUUUUCCUGAUCCAAAGCAAAUAGCGGCAGUUUUGGCUGGAUCAGGUGUAGUAUGAUCUAAGGACCUUGUCCUUGUGAGGAAAUGCUGCUGUGUGGCAGCGCUCGUCUCCGCUUUUAUGCUCUUCAACUCGUUGCACCAGUUUAGAUAUUUGAUAGUAACAAGGCUAACAAGUUUCCCGUUUUAAUUUAGAACAUCUUUUCCAGAACAGUAACUGGCAUCCUUUACUGAAAGCCCUACUAACAGAAGACCUUUCUCUCUUGGUAUGUAUAUAAAUUCCAGGGAGAAUGUAGUGAAUGCAGAUUCUUUUGAAAUUUCGAUAUUAGAGUCAGUCAUGUAUGGGUAUUUCGGAAUUGGUACUUUUAAAAAGCACCCCUUCAGUACUGAGUGUACAGUGCAUUCAUAUUCUCUGUAUGAAUCCCUGUACUUUGAAAGGGUAGAGUACUUCAUUUGGACAUUUGACAGUCAUGAUUCAGCAGUAAAUGAAACCAAAAUAAAAUAAAAAAUUUUUAUUACCUUACUACAACAAAUUGUUACAGCCAUAUCAAGCCUUAGUAACGUUUGCAUGCAUGAAAAUAACUUUUCUAUACCUGCUUGUCCUAUGCAUGGUCACGAGGGUCUGCAACCUUACCCGGAAGCUAUGGGCACAAGGCGGGGAAUAACUCAGGAUGGUGCGCCAACCCAUCACAGGACACACUCACUAUUCUCACCGAUGGACAAUUUGGCAAUUGAAGAUUCACCAUUUGCACUAUAAGGGGAAACUGGAGAACCCAGAGGAAACCCCGUGAUGACACUGGGCGAACAUGCAAACCCCAUUCCCCUAGGCAGAGACUCAAACCCUGCUCUCCAGAGGUUUUGCCCAUGGCUUCUCCCAAGACGACGACCUUCUACUGAAACGAAGCGGUAGAACGAAAGAAAUGAAGAGUGAAGCGAAGAGUCAGCUGAGUUCUCGGAAAAGCGUCCAAACGCUGCUUCGCAGAGGCGUCAUUUCCAGGCAAAAGCGCGACGCGAUGUUUCCCAGUGGAGUUAAACCUUGUGUGCAGGAGAGUCUGCGGCAAGCUCUUGAAAACCAUCUGCAUUAUUUUCGUCUGCGAGUGUGCCAGGAGACAGUGUGGGAGGCCUUUAAGAUCUUUUGGGACCGCCUGCCGGAGCAGAGUGAAUACAACCUCUGGAUAAGCAUCUGCCUGGAAGGGACUCUCAGCACGUUUGAUAUUGGAGCCAACUUCAGUGAAUCAGAAGAGCAUAUAUCCCUGGCGCAAAGGAGAAUAUCAGUGAAUGCAACAUUUCGUUCUGAGGUCACUGAGGAGCCACAAUCCACAAGCACCAUCCAGGAAGAUGAAAACAUACAAGCGGCAGUCGCUGUCACCAAAGAGAUUAGCACAAAAGCUACCUUAGGAGCUGGACCAGAAGGUGCCCCAAAUGACACGUUGGGGUUCACUGUGGAGAGUGGUGUGGUGGUUACACAAGAUGUCAUACCAAAUGGUCCUCUGGAACUUGGCAUUGAAAUUACACCAGAUGGAACUGGAACCAACUCAGAGGAGAUGCCUGUUAGGGUCGUCUCCCAAAGUAGUCUGGUCAUGUCCUCUGAGGUUAUUCCUGACGUCACCAUGGAGGUUUCUCCAGAGGUCAUCCCCGAAAAAACUGUAGGGGUGACCCAAAAAUUCUUCUCUGAGGUCCCUGAGAUGAACACCCAAAAGGAUGUCACAUCUGAAGGGACGUGGGAAGCCGUUGUGAUGCAGAACAUCACUACUGAAGCCACACAGAAUGCCGUGGCUGCAAUGAAGUUUGGAGCAGUCAUCGCAACUCCAGGAAUGACUGUCAAAGAUGUGACUGUCGGUCCAGAAAGUGUUAUAGAGGAUGAAAACAUGAUCACUAAUGAGAUUGACGGCAUCGCCAGCAAGCCAGCGCAGCGCCGAGAGGAGCAGCUGGUGGAGCUCAGCGUCCAGCUGAAGGGGGAGAGCUACGACGAUGCUCUGAGAGAUCCUUCAAGCUCCGAGUACCGCCUCCUGGCUCAGCAGUUUGCUGAGAAGAUUGAAGAUGCUUUUGAAAAGCUGCCUGGUUUUAAAGAAAUCUACAUACUUGAAUUCAGGAAACAGAAGAAUUACAGAGGGAGAGACGUUGUGAUGGUCCACUAUGCCAUCACCCUGGAUGUCAGCUUUGGGGACAUCGGCGACGAGACCACAGACUACGACGACCUACUAUCAAAUUCGGUGGAGAAGUCGUACCCCGAGCUGGAUGAGCACCCCGCAGUGUUCCACACUGUGAUAGAUUUCCGCAACUACGUCGCAGAGGCCCUGUACAAGGAGAACCUAAUUGGAAACAGCCUGCUAGAUGUGGAUGCGUCCUCACUGCAGCUGGAGAGUGUUAGGACUGUGUUCUCUGGUGCAUCUAGACCAACUGGUGGACCAGUCAGCUCCAAUGACUUCAUGGUGAGAGAUGGGGCAUCCCCAGCCAACAUGAUUCCACCAAAUGACACGGUCAGCAUCUCUGAGCCAAAUACUAUGGGACAGUCACUAACAGUGUUCUUCAGCCUCAGGGUCAUAAACAUGAUGUUCUCCGAACUUCUGUUUAACAAGAGCUCAUCUGAGUACAAAGCUUUAGAGCAGAGCUUCCGUGAAUUGCUUGUACCUUACCUGCAAUCCAAUCUUAGCCACUUUCAAGACCUCGAGACCCUCAACUUCAGGAAUGGCAGUGUUUUGGUUAAUAGUAGAAUGAAAUUUGCCAGACCGGUGCCUCAAGGCAUCAGCAAUGCUGUUCAUCUCAUCCUGGUGGAACUUAACACUGCCUAUCAGACAAUGAACCUUGCCAUUGAUAAAUCAUCAUUGGCUGUGGAGUCAGGUGAAGAGGCAAACCCCUGCAAGUUCCAGAUGUGCAAUGAAUUCUCCAGAUGUGUGGUGAACCAGUGAUCAGGUGAGCCGGAGUGCGUUUGCGAUGCCGGCUACUUCAGUUUGGAUGGUCUGCCCUGCCAGAGUAUCUGCGAGCUUCAGAAGGACUUCUGCUUCAAUGACAGGAGGUGUGACAUCAUUCCUGGCCAGGGGGCUGUCUGUAGGUGCCGGAUGUGGGGGAGCUGGUGGUCCUGGGAUAAGCACUGUGAGGAAUACAUGUUAGAGCCCCUGGUGGUGGGAAUCGCCAUCGUCUCCAUGUUCGGGCUCCUGCUGCCUGCCUCCACCCUCAUUUUCUUCCUGGCUCAGACGCUGCGUCACCAGUAUGAAAAGAUGGAGGUGGAGGACCCCCACAGGUGAGAACAUGUGUCACGUUCACAGGAAAUACACGUUUAGGGGUUCAUUCCUGCUCAUGAAGACCUUUUCUUGUACCCUUGGCCACCGACUUGGCAAAAUUUCUGAACAGUGACAGAAAUAAAAUAAUAUCCAUAUUUUAUUCUUGCUUUGUCUUCAAAUAAAGUUUUUAGUGGAAAGGAUUGAUGAGUCUAGUGGCCUCCUGCCCUCACAGACUAUCGUAUGACAUGAAUGAUGGAUAAGAUGCUUACUCCAGCUGUAAGCUGUACCCUUAUGUAAUGUCAUUUAUUCGAGCCGUCUGGGUUUGGCAUUCACAUGACUUACUACUGUUUGUAUGCUCUAACUACGACUUUCUUAUGACCUGAAUAACUUUUAAUUCUGCUGCACACCAAGUACCUUAACAGCUGUAAAUUGAUACAUGUUAAGGUUACUGUUAUGUAAUGGGAGGGUGUCAUGAAAAGGGUGAUGACUGACUGACCUGAACUUUUUUCAUCUGCUGCACUUUUUUCGUUGUGGCACCCUGGCAGAUUGCUGGGGCACGUAUGUCAUUUGUCUGUGUGUAAACGUGUGUUUUGCUGCCCUUACAUCCUUACCAUCGCUCUUUCAUACUGUGGUAUCCGGACUUUGUGUCACGGAGCAGUGCUUUUUCUCUCCACUCGCAGGGAGGGCAUGUUAUCCAUUUAUGGGCUCAUGAAGUAUAACCCUGCGUAUGAGAGUGACAUUGGCACAGGGGGCAGCCACUACUACCCGAACUUUUAUGAGCACUGUGAAGUCCUUGUUCCG